This is a messenger RNA of Pestalotiopsis fici W106-1, 2250 nucleotides long. RefSeq lists its product as uncharacterized. Lineage: Eukaryota; Fungi; Ascomycota; Sordariomycetes; Amphisphaeriales; Sporocadaceae. Bases 1 to 2250 code for a protein of 749 amino acids. Gene Ontology annotation, molecular function: poly(A) RNA polymerase activity; mRNA binding. The transcript is spliced from 3 exons. The record is from RefSeq and is a predicted model, not a curated record. Gene Ontology annotation, cellular component: nucleolus; TRAMP complex. Gene Ontology annotation, biological process: RNA 3'-end processing.
AUGGGCUCACGAUGGCCACCUCCCCGCGACGACGGAUACAGACAAGGCAACAGAUCUGAAGCCUAUCGCUCGUCGUAUUCGUCCACACCUCAAUUCCCGCCCUACCAAGGUGGCGGCGAUUCUCGAAAUGGCGGCGGUGACCGCUACAAUUUCCGAUCCGAUCGACGCCACCCCGAUUCCUACAGAGAUGAUGCUCGCAAUUCUGCUCGAGGCUCUGAUCGCGAUUUCCGCCCGCCUCAGGGCGACUUUACCUUUCGAACCGAUCGUCCGUCGGGAGUGCAAGAGAGCUACGAGUCGUUUCGGGGUUCUUCCCAGCGAAAUGGCAACGAUAGUUAUCGCCCCGGACCAUCGAGAAGAAACCAUGGUAACGGCCCAGGUGGUUAUAACCGUGGCGGUCCCCGUGGUUCUAGUAUGCGAAACGGACGAGGCGGUUUCAUCCCCCGUAGGAGAGAGCGAGCUGCCGAUCGUCUCUUUCUGCACAAGAAGCACGACGACGAUGCAGAGGAUCUGCUAGGUGAUACCUCUCUACGUGCCACCUAUCUUAACCCCGAUGAUCUCAGUGAAAGCGAUGACGCUGCUAUGGACAUUUCCGGAGAAUCAGAGGUCGAGGAUGAGAAUGAACCUGCUGCCAAGCGUGUUCGCCUGGACAAUGACGACUCGGUCCCAAAGUGGUCGAACCCAGACCCCUACACAGCUCUCCCCCCGCCGGAUGAGACUCAGCGCAAAAAGAAGGACGUGGUACAAAUGAUCCGAAAGGCCCGCGUAGAGGCCGAGGAAAAGAAACAGUCCGGCGACACUGAGGCUGCCGAGUUCAUCUCAUUUGAUUUCAGUGAUGAGGAGGAUGAUGUUGCGAGUGUCAAGGAGAGCGAACAGGAUAUCCGCGUGCUCAAUGCACCGACUGGCCCUCGCUCCAGCCUGCCAAUGACUCUUCCAUCAGGUCUCCCACCCCGCCCGCCCGAGAAUCUUGUCCCGCCUACCCAGCCUGCAGCGGCCAAGAGUACCCCGGCCAGGCCCGCCCCGAUUGUUGAUUUAUCAGCUUCUACUAAUCUAGGCAGCCGAAAGCGUACCGUCGAUGACAAGAUCAAGGAACGGCCCCACCAGCCGCUACAAAAGGGCAAAAAGAUGAAGGCUGAUGCUACCGUCGAGUCUGUAUGGAAGCCCACGAAAGACGAGGACGCCUGUCCCUGGGCUGUGAUUGACCACUCUUCAGAGCCCAACAUGGGUGUUCGAUUGCACAAGGAACUCGUAGACUUUUUCGAGUAUGUCCGUCCUCGCGAUUUCGAAGAGGCGGUGCGCCAGGACCUGGUCCAUAAUCUCUCCAAGCAUGCCAAGCGCUGGCAAAGAAGUGCCAAUGUCAAGCCAUUCGGCUCCUUCAUGUCUGGACUUUACCUCCCGACAGCAGACAUGGACCUGGUCAUUUGCUCUGAUAAUUACAUGAAUGGAGGUGCCCCAGUUCUGAGCGCCAAGUCGGCCCUCUUCAAGCUCAGGGCCUAUCUCACUAAGAAUGACUUGGCCCAUGGCAAUGAUGUGGAAGUCAUUAGUGGCGCAAAAGUACCACUUGUCAAAUACAUUGACGAAGCUACCGGUCUCCGUGUAGACAUUUCUUUUGAGAAUCUGACAGGUAUCCAGGCCAUUGACACAUUUAUGGAGUGGAAGAGGCAAUAUCCCGCCAUGCCUAUUCUGGUGGCCAUUAUCAAGCACUUUUUGUGCAUGCGCGGUCUCAAUGAGCCUGUAAAUGGCGGCAUUGGUGGCUUUUCUGUUAUUUGCAUGGUGGUCAACCUACUUAAUCACUGGCCAGAGGUGCAGAGCGGAACAUUGAUUCCCGAGCAUCAUUUGGGAGAAGCCUUGAUGCGCUUCUUUCGUUUAUAUGGCAAGGAGUUUGACUAUGAGUCUACAGCAAUCAGCAUGAAUCCUCCUCGAUUCGUUCCAAAGCAUUCCGUCAGCAAGCUCGUUUACCGAAACAUGGAUCGACUUUCAAUUAUCGAUCCCAACAACUCGGCCAAUGAUAUCUCCGGUGGUUCCUCCAACUUUCCCCUGAUUAGUCGAUGCUUUAGAACGGCAUAUGACGAGCUACAGAAACGCAUGUACGCCUUGGCCAAGGGCAGCGAGGCUGUACACGGCCACGACACAAUCUUGGCCCCCAUUCUUGGCGGUAACUACAAGACGUUCCGAGUACAGCGUGCAUACCUCAAGAGUAUCUAUGAUAGCAAGCACUUGGGUGCCCAAGCGGGCCAAAGACGUGCCCCGUAA